This is a messenger RNA of Bufo bufo (common toad), 5222 nucleotides long. RefSeq names its product glutamyl-prolyl-tRNA synthetase 1 (gene EPRS1). Gene Ontology annotation, biological process: prolyl-tRNA aminoacylation; glutamyl-tRNA aminoacylation; translation. Lineage: Eukaryota; Metazoa; Chordata; Amphibia; Anura; Bufonidae. Gene Ontology annotation, molecular function: ATP binding; proline-tRNA ligase activity; glutamate-tRNA ligase activity. The transcript is spliced from 34 exons. Gene Ontology annotation, cellular component: aminoacyl-tRNA synthetase multienzyme complex; cytoplasm. The record is from RefSeq and is a predicted model, not a curated record. Bases 91 to 5073 code for a protein of 1660 amino acids.
AGCACGUGAGCGGCGGAAGCGCCUUCUCUCUUUCUCAUUCAGUCGGCGGCUUCGUGGCAGCGCCUGGGCUUGAGAUCAGGAGAGAAAAGGAUGGCGCUGAGUCUGACCGUGUCCAGCAGCCCGAGUCCUCCACUGGCCGUAUUGUGGACUGUGCAACAUCUAAAAGGCAAAGUAGAGGUUAAUGUGGAGGACGGAAAAGAGACUGCCCUGCGAGUGUCAGAACACGUCUCUUUUACUGAUGUGAACUCCAUCAUCAGGUACCUGGCCCGACUUGCUCCCCAGGCUGGAUUACUAGGUUCAAAUCUAAUGGAGCAGACAGAGAUCAAUCACUGGGUGGAGUUCAGUCAGACUCGGCUGCUCGAAAAGUCCACCUUCUCUUCCGCCCUCCAGGAGCUGAACCAUUCCCUGUCUCUGCGGACGUACCUGGUGGGAGAUGCUUUGACCCUCGCAGACAUCAGCGUCUUCUCCACUUUGGCAGUCAGCGCUUCAUGGCAGGAGCAGAUGAAGCAGAACAAAGCUGCGGUCAAUGUCAGACGCUGGUACACCUUCCUGGAGCCUGCAGUCCCGUUCCAGGGAAAGCUAAAUGCAACACUGCCUCCUGAGAAGAAACAGGAUAUAGGAAAGUUUGUGGAGCUCCCAGGGGCAGAGGUGGGAAAAGUGGUUGUAAGGUUCCCUCCAGAGGCCAGCGGAUACCUACACAUCGGACAUGCCAAGGCCGCUCUUCUCAAUCAGCAUUACCAGGUGACCUUCAAAGGGAAGCUCAUCAUGAGGUUCGAUGACACCAACCCAGAGAAAGAAAAGGAAGAUUUUGAAAAGGUUAUCCUGGAAGACGUCUCAUUGCUUCAGAUCAAGCCCGACCAGUUCACGUACACAUCUGAUCACUUUAAUAAGAUUAUCGAAUACGCUGAGAAACUCAUUCGAGAGGGAAAGGCUUAUGUGGACGAUACCCCCGCCGAGCAGAUGAAGGCAGAGCGCGAGCAGAGGACCGUGUCCAAGCACAGGAACAACACGGUGGAGAAGAACCAGCAAAUGUGGGAGGAAAUGAAGAAGGGCUCGGCGUUGGGUCAGACCUGCUGCCUUCGAGCUAAAAUUGACAUGAACUCCAACAACGGAUGCAUGCGAGACCCCACGUUAUUCCGCUGCAAGACUCAGCCACAUCCCCGGACUGGGGCCAAGUACAACAUCUACCCCACCUAUGACUUUGCCUGCCCAAUAGUGGACAGUAUAGAAGGAGUCACGCAUGCGCUGAGAACGACCGAGUAUCACGACCGGGACGAGCAGUUCUAUUGGAUCAUCGAUGCCUUGGGAAUUAGGAAACCUUACAUUUGGGAGUACAGCCGCCUGAACCUCAACAACACUGUCCUGUCCAAGAGAAAACUCACCUGGUUUGUUAACGAAGGCCUUGUGGAUGGUUGGGAUGACCCCAGGUUCCCAACUGUGCGAGGAGUUCUUAGAAGAGGAAUGACCGUGGAGGGGCUGAAACAGUUCAUAGCUGCACAGGGCUCCUCCCGAUCUGUUGUGAACAUGGAAUGGGACAAAAUCUGGGCAUUUAACAAGAAGGUUAUCGACCCUGUUGCCCCACGGUACAAUGCUUUGCUGAAGAGCCAAGUCGUUCCAGUGAACGUCCCAGGGGCUCAAGAAGGAAUGACUGAAGUCGCCAAGCACCCAAAGAAUGCCGAGGUUGGCAUGAAGCCUGUAUGGUACGGGCCUCGCGUUCUUAUAGAGGGAGCAGAUGCUGAGACCUUGUCCGAGGGAGAGUUGGUCACCUUUAUCAACUGGGGUAAUCUCAACAUCACCAAAAUUCACCGAGACUCCAGCGGGAAGGUAACUUCUCUCGAUGCCAAGCUGAACUUGGAGAACAAGGACUUCAAGAAAACCACCAAAAUAACGUGGCUGGCAGAUACCCCUAAAGCUUCAUUAACCCCAACAUUGUGUGUCAACUAUGACCAUCUGAUCACAAAGCCAGUCCUUGGCAAAGAAGAAGACUUCAAACAGUACAUUAACAGGAGUAGCAAGCAAGAGGAGGUCAUGCUGGGAGACCCCUGUCUGAAGACCCUGAAAAAGGGGGACCUCAUCCAGCUGCAGCGAAGGGGCUUUUAUAUUUGUGAUGAGCCGUAUGAGCCAAUCAGCCCACACAGCUGUAAGGAGGCUCCUUGUGUCUUAAUAUACAUCCCGGAUGGUCACACCAAGGAGAUGCCAACCUCGGGCUCUAAAGAGAAAACCAAAACUGCCGGUGUCAAAACUGAGGCAAAGGCGAAACCCACAGAAGCCCCGGUGAAAAGCGCCCCUGCCCCAUCCCCCGUGUCAGCAGCAGAUCCCUCCGUUCUAUACAACAAAGUCACAGCUCAGGGAGACCUCGUCCGGGACCUCAAGACCAAGAAAGCCGAAAAAGCUGAGAUCGACACGGCUAUUAAAGUUCUUCUGUCGCUGAAAGCAGAAUAUAAACAGGCAACCGGUCAGGACUACAAACCCGGAAAUGCUCCAGCACCGAGCGCCCCGGUCUGCCCUGUGGUGGUGGCCACUAGCGGUGGUGACGCCAAAGCUGCUUAUGACAGGGUGACCGAGCAAGGUGAAGUGGUGCGAAAACUAAAGGCGGAGAAAGCCCCAAAGCCUCAGGUAGAAGCGGCCGUGAAAACUCUCUUAGAGCUGAAAACGCAAUAUAAACAAGUAACGGGACAAGAGUACAAGGCGGGCAGCCCUCCUGUAGCUCAGGCCGGCGGCCCCGCCACCGCUCCCUCCAGUGCUCCGUGCUCAGAUAGCUCCGUAGUAUACAACAGGAUAGCGGAGCAAGGAGAGGUGGUCCGACAACUGAAAAGCAAGAAGGCCUCCAAGGAGGCGAUAGAUGCCGCAGUGAAAACCCUCUUAAACCUUAAAGCAGAAUACAAGCAGCUCACGGGGCAGGAGUACAAGCCUGGGGGUCCUCCUGCUCCUCAGUCUCCUCCUAGUGCAUCAGUCCCUCCAAUAACCUCUAGUCAAACAGGCCCCCCACCCAGCGACAGUACCAGUCUGUACAACAAGGUGGCGCAGCAAGGGGAGCUUAUCCGCAAGCUCAAAUCUGAAAAGGCUCAAAAGGACAAGGUAGACGAGGCGGUAAAAGCCCUGCUGUCUCUGAAGGCAGAAUACAAAGAAAAGACCGGGCAGGAGUACAAGCCUGGGCAACCACCUGCGAGCACAGCGCCGGAGCCACUUGUAAAAGCUCAAGAUAACAGGUCCACGUCUUCUGAGGCUGAAGAUCUGCUCGACAGGCUCACCAAGCAGGGAGAUGAGAUCCGAAAACUGAAGAGUGAGAACGCUUCCAAGGAUAAAGUUGAUGCUGCUGUGAAGGAUCUUCUUGACUCAGUACUUGCACUGAAUCAGUACAAGGCUCAAGCCGGAACGGAGAGUAAAUCGGUGACCAUAACGGGAUCUCAGGAUAAAAACCCUAAAGAAAACAAACAGCAUAAGGAGAAAGAAAAUAAGUCUGAAAAACAGAACAAGCAGCCAAAACAGGCAGACGGUCAGAAGAAGAAGGAUGGUGGCAAGGAGGCUGGCGGAGCUGCUGGUGAGGGGCAAGGCCCUAAGAAACAGAGCAGGCUGGGGCUGGAGGCAAAGAAGGAGGAAAACCUUUCUGACUGGUUCUCUCAGGUGAUCACAAAGUCAGAGAUGAUUGAGUAUUACGACGUCAGCGGGUGUUACGUGCUGCGACCAUGGGCCUUUGCCAUCUGGGAAUCCAUUAAAGAGUUCUUUGAUCGCGAGAUAAAGACGUUGGGUGUGGAAAACUGUUACUUCCCUAUGUUCGUGUCUCAGGCAGCACUUGAGAAAGAGAAGACCCACAUUGCUGACUUUGCCCCAGAGGUAGCCUGGGUGACCAGAUCUGGGAAGACUGAGCUGGCAGAACCAAUCGCUGUGCGGCCAACGAGUGAAACGGUUAUGUAUCCUGCAUAUGCUAAGUGGGUGCAGUCUCAUCGUGACCUCCCUAUAAAGCUGAACCAGUGGUGCAAUGUUGUGAGGUGGGAGUUCAAGCAUCCUCAGCCAUUCCUCCGCACCCGAGAGUUCCUUUGGCAGGAGGGACACACUGCUUUUGCUACGUACGAGGAGGCAGCAGAGGAGGUCCUGCAGAUCCUGGAUUUCUAUGCCCGGGUUUAUGAGGAGCUCUUGGCAAUUCCUGUAGUAAAAGGAAGGAAGACUGAGAAAGAAAAGUUUGCCGGAGGCGAUUACACGACCACCGUGGAAGCGUUCAUUUCUGCCAGCGGACGAGCUAUACAGGGUGCCACAUCACAUCACCUCGGCCAAAAUUUCUCAAAAAUGUUUGAGAUAGUCUUUGAAGAUCCUAAGAAGCCGGGUGAAAAGCAGUAUGCCUUCCAGAACUCUUGGGGUCUCUCCACCAGGACGAUCGGUGCGAUGACCAUGGUUCACGGAGACAAUAUGGGGAUGGUGCUGCCGCCGCGAGUUGCCUGUGUCCAGUUUAUCAUAAUUCCAUGUGGCAUCACAAACACGCUCUCAGAAGAAGACCGAGAAGCUCUCCUCCAGAAGUGCAAUCAGUAUCUGCAACGCCUUCUCAAUGUGAACGUCCGUGCACGAACCGAUCUGCGUGAUAACUACUCCCCUGGAUGGAAAUUCAACCACUGGGAGCUGAAGGGGGUCCCCAUCAGGCUAGAAGUGGGACCCAGAGACAUGAAGAGUCAGCAGUUUGUAGCCGUCCGACGUGACACUGGAGAGAAACUAACCAUUCCCGAGGGCCAGGCCGAAACUAAACUAAAGGAUCUUCUGGAGGAAAUUCAUAAGAACCUCUACAACCGGGCCCUCAACGAUUUGACAAGUCACAUGUGUGUUGCUGACAAAAUGGAGGACUUUCAGAAGCAGCUCGAUACAGGGAAAAUUGUACAGAUCCCGUUCUGCGGUGAGAUGGACUGUGAAGACUGGAUUAAGAAGACAACAGCCAAGGACCAGGAUCUGGAGCCUGGAGCACCAUCAAUGGGAGCCAAGAGUCUGUGUAUACCCUUCAAACCACUUAAGGAGCUGCAGCCCGGAGCAAAGUGCGUUUGUGACAAGAAGCCCGCCAAGUAUUACACCCUGUUUGGCCGCAGCUACUAGACAGAGACGGACCGCUGGACCCCUUUAUUAAGCUCUUUAUUUUUAUUAACUAAUGUACACCUCAGAAGAGAUUUUAGGACCCAUCCCGUGUGGGGGGAGGGGCAGUGUAUUUUCUGAAUACAUCCCUAAUAAUAAAAGCUACAACAAAC